ACUACAUAAAGAAGGAACCAAAGUGCAAUUUGUCCCAAAUAUUUUCAGUUUCCCUCUCAUAUAAAACCCCUUUCUCUUAUCCCCUAGCUGCAGUCUUCACUACUUUAUAUACUUUUUUCAGGCAAAAGUAUUUCAGUUGCAGGAACUUAAUUUGAAAUCAGAGAGGAAUAGAGGGAAAGGAUAAAAAGGUAAUGGCUAAACCUCCACAACCACUUCAAAAUGGGAAGGAGGAGAUGAAAGAGAUUGAUACUGCGACCGCCAACAAUGUCAAUGAGAGUAGCAAAAAGAAGGCAACGAGAAAGUUGCCAAGCCCGAAAGAGCUAGUAUCACACUAUGAAUCACAAGGCAUGGACUCCCUAGAAGCUUCCUUUAAGGUUAUUGACGAUCUCCAGGGUGCUCUCUUCAGGGUGAUCAGCUCUUCUCGAAUUGACAAGAAUCGUAAUAAUAAUAGGAAUAUGUCAUCUGAUACCUCCAGAAAACUUGACGUUAUCAAUGCUCGACUGCUUAGUCUUGAUAUGAAAGUUGACUCCAAGCCAGGCUACCCUCAAACACUUGCUAUUGGGGUGGCUGCUGGUGCUUUUCUUCAAGUGCUCCCUCGUGUUGCAGAUUUGGUUGGCCAAAUUUGGAAUACUGUUAGAAGUGCUACUAACUCAAAACAGUGAUAGGUCAUAAAUCUUGUUGGUUAGCAUGUUUGCCUGUAGUCAUGGUUCUUUUACUUUUGAAGUAGAGUUUUGUUGAACUUAUGAUAUGCCAAAAAAUAGAAAAUUGUUCCCUUAGGGGCCUAGUGUCAUGAAUCUUUAGCAUGUAUCACAUUUUUUGGCUGUUAAUGCCAACUACUAGUUCCAUUCUCAUUCUA
Molecule: messenger RNA, 856 nt
Organism: Lycium ferocissimum
Lineage: Eukaryota; Viridiplantae; Streptophyta; Magnoliopsida; Solanales; Solanaceae
Exons: 2
Coding region: 192-662 (156 amino acids)
Source: RefSeq, a predicted model, not a curated record